UGCUGAGCUGAGGAGGCAAGAGGGAAACAUGAGGAUGGAGUGAGUGGGAGCAGGCAUAGUCCUCCUCCUCCUGCACCCUCCCACCCACCUACCCAUCACCUCUCAGCCUACCCACCAUCUAGACAGGCAAGGAAUCUCUACAGUGAGCAGCACACAGGAGAAGCAGGAACCAUGCAGACAUCAAUGGAGUUAAAGAAAUCCAUUUCUGCCACCUCAGAGACAGACAAGCCAAUGAAGAGAUAUGGAGCAGUGGAGGAGACUGACUGGAAAGCAGGGGGGCUGGGGAGAAAUCAACUUGACAUAGUUUCUAUGGCUGAAACAACUAUGACACCAGAAGAAAUUGAACUUGAAAUGACUAAAAUCCAGCGGCUUCGAGAAGUCUUGGUCAGAAGGGAAUCGGAACUAAAGUUCAUGAUUGAUGACAUUCAGCUGUGCAAGGAAAUUAUGAGCCUGAAACAAGAACUGCAGAGCUUAGUGGAUGUGUCGGAGAAAAAUAAAACAAAUGAGCAGAAGAAACGAGAAGAUGAACUCAUUCAGAAGAUUCAAAAGUUGGUACAGAAAAGGGAUUUCCUCGUAGAUGAUGCUGAAGUGGAGCGGUUAAGAGAAAAAGAAGAAGAUAAGGAAAUUGCAGACUUCUUACGCAUUAAAUUAAAGCCACUGGACAAAGUCACAAGGCCGACUGCCAGUACCCCUCCUGAGAAGAAGGCUGAACUGCCACCAACUAAAACUUCUCUAACAAAAACAGGAAUGGCUAUCCUUAAAGAUUGCUGUGGUACUACCCAAUGCAGUGUCAUGUAACACAGAGCCUCAAAUCCAGUCAUCUGAAGGCUCCUACAAGAUGAUGGGUUCCUUGACAGAGGGUUCAAUGCAUCUAGAAUCCUGCUACCAAGAACUGUUCGUGCUGUAGAUAUUACAGUAACGCAUUUACCAAUAGUGUAUCAAUAGUGAAUCCCUCGCUGUCGCAUGGAUCACUCAAUGAGCAUGUUUAAGAGGAGCGUGUAUGUACCAAGAUACCUGCAUAUAUAUGUAUAUAGGGUGGCCAGCAAACAGUACUGUUUUAUACCAGCCUGAGUGAUUACUUAGUAGAAAUAUCAGUCUGUGUUCUGGUCUCCUUUGAGAAAUUAACAUGCAGCGUUAGUCAAGACUGUGCACAGCCUAUACGUGUGAGGCUGGGUUCACACCAUGUUUUGUAAUACAGUUCCCGUAUACGUUAUCAAUUUGAAAACGGUACGGAACCAUAUUGAAAACAGUAUGCAUUGAAUCUCCAUUGAAAACCGUAUGCCAAAAGAUGAAUCAGGUUGUGUCCGUUUUGUCAGUUUUUUCCCUGUACCCAAAACAGUAGCCUACCACGGUUUUUGGUCCGGAUGAAAAACCGUAUUGAAAUGUAUACUUUAACAUGGACGUCAAUGGGAACCGUAUUUGCAUACGGUUCCAUCUGGUUUUCCCCAUACGGUUUUUGACUUUGCACAGUUUUUUUCUUGGAAUUUCAAUCAAACUAGUGAAACUUUAUUCAUAAUGGAAUGAAAAGUUUAAAACGU
Hyla sarda is the source of this 1538-nucleotide messenger RNA. RefSeq names its product bMERB domain containing 1 (gene BMERB1). Bases 172 to 798 code for a protein of 208 amino acids. The record is from RefSeq and is a predicted model, not a curated record. The transcript is spliced from 6 exons. Gene Ontology annotation, cellular component: microtubule cytoskeleton. Gene Ontology annotation, biological process: negative regulation of microtubule depolymerization. Lineage: Eukaryota; Metazoa; Chordata; Amphibia; Anura; Hylidae.